Molecule: messenger RNA, 1314 nt
Organism: Sceloporus undulatus (fence lizard)
Lineage: Eukaryota; Metazoa; Chordata; Lepidosauria; Squamata; Phrynosomatidae
Product: transmembrane protease serine 11E-like
Exons: 9
Coding region: 1-1314 (437 amino acids)
Biological process (GO): proteolysis
Molecular function (GO): serine-type endopeptidase activity
Source: RefSeq, a predicted model, not a curated record
AUGGAAGAGUUGUCACUCCCACUCCUAUCUCUGCAGAGGCACUGUUGUGGGAGCAUCUUCUUGUUGGAUGAAGAAACGCCUAAAGCAAUGAUUCAUGCAACGAACAGUGAGCAAACCUCCUGCAAAGUUGAUUAUGGAAUGCAGUUGGAUAUUAUCACAGGGAAAAUGCCGCUGAAGCCGCCACCUGACUGCGUCCCGCCUGAAACCCAGCUACAAGCCGUGCCAAUUUACAAAGUCUAUUUGCUUCCUGACUUUGCAAAUCGGCCAGCCGAGUGUGGCUUGUACCUGGGUUUUAGGCGGGAUAUUAAUCAGGCAUUUCAAGCCACUCAUUUAAAGAAAAGAUUGAUCAAAUCACAUGUUGUAAAACUAAGUCCAAAUGAUGGUGCUGUUCUGGCAAAAAUGGUGCUGGUGUUUAGGUUCAUUGCUUCAGAUAGUAAACAGGCACGCUUAACAACUGUUAACACUGUUUUGGUGAGGAGGCUGAAGUCAUCAACAUGGCCCUUGAGUAUUGAUUUGUCAUCUUACAGUCUCACAGAAAUCAAUGCAGAAAAUGGUGAACAUAUUCUCAGCAAUUGUUGUGGAACACGAAUGUUCAAAAGUGGGGAGAGAAUCUCUGGAGGAAGCAUUGCAGGGGAAGGGGAAUGGCCAUGGCAAGCUAGUCUACAGCUAAAUGGUGUCCAUCGCUGUGGGGCGACAAUAAUCAGUGACAGAUGGCUUGUAUCUGCAGCUCACUGCUUUAGAGGAGUCUCGGAUAUCAACAGUUGGACGGCUACCUUUGGAGCACGUAUAAGGACUCCAGCAACGAGAAGGAAACUUCGUCAGAUCAUAGUUCAUGAACAUUAUGCUAACAGCGUAAUGAACCAUGAAUUUGAUAUUGCUGUUAUAAAGGUCUCACCCCCUUUACAGUUUACACCGGCUGUACAUCAUAUUUGUCUUCCAGAGGCUACGCAGGUUUUUCCAGAAAAUACCUCUUGCUAUGUCACAGGAUAUGGUGCACUGAUAGAUGAUGGUCCCAGUGUUGGUGAACUUCGUCAAACAAUAGUGGAAAUUAUAAGUAAUGAGGUAUGCAAUAGAAGGGAAGUAUACAAUAGAGCCAUUUCACCUGGCAUGCUGUGUGCUGGAUACCUGGAAGGAGGGAGUGAUGCCUGCCAGGGUGAUUCCGGUGGUCCAUUGGUUACAGAUGAUUCCAGAGGAAUAUGGACCCUUGUUGGCAUAGUGAGCUGGGGUGCUGAAUGUGCUAGGCCAAACAAGCCUGGAGUUUAUACACGAGUGACUUAUUAUCGCGACUGGAUCGCAGCCAUGACUGGAGUCUGA